AUGCUCGGGCAGGGACAGCAGCACAGCGGCGAUGAUGGCCGUUGGAAUGGUAUUGACAUUGGCGCCGUAGAGCAUGGCAAAAACAUGAAACGCGUCCUUCUCCGUGUCUCGGGAAAUGCGAGACAGAUAGGUGCCCUCCGUAUUCUCCGUGUUCAAGGCCUUGCGAAUCGUGUCAACGAACCAAGUCUUGGAGGAAUGAAAGCGUUGGAUUUUCUCAAAUGGCCACCAUGGAGGUAG
Molecule: messenger RNA, 237 nt
Organism: Adineta steineri
Lineage: Eukaryota; Metazoa; Rotifera; Eurotatoria; Adinetida; Adinetidae
Source: the annotation of a GenBank genome assembly